Messenger RNA from Anopheles stephensi (Asian malaria mosquito), 473 nucleotides. RefSeq lists its product as uncharacterized. Lineage: Eukaryota; Metazoa; Arthropoda; Insecta; Diptera; Culicidae. The record is from RefSeq and is a predicted model, not a curated record. The transcript is spliced from 3 exons. The coding region runs from base 130 to 450 and encodes 106 amino acids.
UUUUCCAACUAUUUUGAUGAGUAAUAUUUAGAAAUGGAAAAAAAAAACAAACUAUAAAAUCAAUUAAAUAUGCGAUUAAACCAGUCACCUAAGAUAACCAAGUGUAAAGUCUAAAUAAUAAGCAAUGAAAUGGGAAUUAAACACUCCUUCAAAUAUCAGUAUUCGUACCGUCUAUUGGACUCAAUCGUCCAGGCAGUAAGACACACUAACAUGAAUUUUUUAGCGCAAAUCAUACUCAUCACAAUUAUCGCACUUGUUGUAUCAACGAGAGGCCAAAUUUCGGAGGGCUCUGUAGCGUUGCCAACUUUCCCGGAUGAUAUCGCUGAUGUAGCAAUGUGUGACCAUUUCUGUGAACCUACAACUCCAACGGACACGAAGCCACAUCAAGCACCAAGCCAACAAAAGAAACAGCAUGCCCGGAAGGAAAAACUCACUCCACAGUUAAAGUGAUGUUACUUAAGCGGAAGGAAAUA